This is a messenger RNA of Ricinus communis (castor bean), 1643 nucleotides long. RefSeq lists its product as uncharacterized. Lineage: Eukaryota; Viridiplantae; Streptophyta; Magnoliopsida; Malpighiales; Euphorbiaceae. The record is from RefSeq and is a predicted model, not a curated record. Bases 31 to 1350 code for a protein of 439 amino acids. The transcript has a single exon.
AAUUUAUAAAGCCGCCUUCUCAUUAAACCCAUGACUAGUUUCUCUCUAGUCAAAAAUUUCCCCACCUUCUCAUAUCUUUCCUCUUGUUUCCCUUCUAACCUUCCAUCUCUCUCUAUAAACCCCGUGAAUUCGACCCCUACAGUUCCUGCUACUCACAACCCACGGAAAUUCUCUAUACCCUCCUCUCCCCACACCCCAUACAUGGAAAUGGAAGUGGUGGUGGCAGUCCCGCCAGUACCGGUGGACUUCAACUUUGAUAGCACUUGCUCUUCUCCUUACAUGACUGCUCCUUCAAGUCCUCAAAGAUUUGGCAACUUCUUCUCGAGUGCCCCUACUAGUCCUACUCGUUCUUCCUCUUUCUUCAGAGAGCUUAAUGAUGUCUCUCUUGCUACUAAUUCUUCUUCGAUUCCUUUUGAUUGGGAAGAGAAGCCUGGAACUCCAAAAGCAAGAAAGAAUACGAACCAUGAUAGUGAAGAUUUUGAUUUUAUUGACGAUGGUGAUUUUGAGUUUGAUUUUAGUGGUCAGUUAGAUAGAACUUCUUUAUCUGCUGAUGAACUUUUUGAUGGUGGCAAGAUCCGUCCAUUAAAACCACCACCUGGUUAUGAUUCUUCAGUUUCUUCUCCUAGGUCGUCAUCGCCGAGAUCAAGAAAUGCACAGAAGAAGAAAGAUUUUGAUCCUUUUCGAGCUGCCAUUGAAGAGACUACAAGACGAGAAGCUAAAGAACAGCAACAAAAUCAAGAACGAAGAAAACAUGCAUAUUCACAGCAACGGGGAAGAGAAAGAACCAUCUCUGGUCCUUCUUCUUCUUCUUCGAAUAAGUCUUCCAAUUAUGUUCAUAAAGGAAGCAGAUCUUUAUCUCCAUUAAGAGUCUCCGACUUUAUUCUUGAUCAAGAAGAGAAUAACUCACAAAAUAAUGACAAGACUAUCACUCCAACAACGCCCAAUCCUAAAUCCUCUUAUGCAUCUUCUAUCUUAUCUGCGAUAUCAUUUUCGUCAAAAGGUUACAAGAAAUGGAAGCUAAAAGACUUCCUGUUGUUCAGAAGCGCAUCAGAGGGGAGAGCAACAGGAAAAGAUCCAUUAACUAAAUAUGCAGUUUUAUCCAGAAGGGAGGCAGCAGAGGAUGUCAAGAAUGCAAGUUUCCGAUCAACAGACAGCAGUGUAGGCGGCUCCUCCAGGCGGCGAGGCCCUGUAUCGGCUCACGAAUUACAUUACACAGCCAACCGGGCAGUUUCAGAGGAGAUGAAGAGGAAAACAUUUUUGCCUUACAAGCAAGGAUUACUGGGUUGCUUGGGGUUCAACCCUGGUGUGCAUGAAAUCUCUAGAGGAAUUGGGUCUUUGGCACGUGGAUAAUCCAGAUUGCCCGAUCUGGUUUCUAUAUAAUUUUUCUUUUUAUAUCUUCUUUUAUUUAUUUGAAUUUUAAUGGGUAUUAUAAAUAGCUCCUUCUGAUGAUGAUACAUAAAUGAUACAAAAAAAAAAAAAAAAAAAAAGGAAAGAAAGAAAGAAGACAUGUACAAGUCUUUUACAAGAUUAUCUUCUUGUGUUUGGGUGUAUCAGAGAUGUGCCUUAGCAAAUAAAAGGUUUUAAGCAGAAUGUAGCAGUUGUGCUUAUCUACUAGCUUAAUUUAUUAAUUUGGCACACCAUAA